Beauveria bassiana ARSEF 2860 is the source of this 1014-nucleotide messenger RNA. RefSeq names its product glycosyl hydrolase family 10 protein. Gene Ontology annotation, molecular function: hydrolase activity, hydrolyzing O-glycosyl compounds. NCBI's taxonomy places the organism in Eukaryota, Fungi, Ascomycota, Sordariomycetes, Hypocreales, Cordycipitaceae. The record is from RefSeq and is a predicted model, not a curated record. Bases 1 to 1014 code for a protein of 337 amino acids. Gene Ontology annotation, biological process: carbohydrate metabolic process. The transcript has a single exon.
AUGAAGGCAGCAAUCUUCACCACCACGCUUCUUACCGCUGUCGGAGCAACGGCUACGGUCCCAUGCACCGGCACCACCACUCUGAGGGAGGAGGCGGCCAAGAAAAACAUUCUGUUUGGGUCCGGGAUGAUAAAUCCUCAUUGGCUCAAUGAGACCAUGUUCGCGGCUGUCCUUGCAGAGCAGUUCAACAGCCUCUCACCCGAAAAUGAAUUGAAAUGGUCGUUUAUCCACCCGACCAAAGAUACCUAUAACUGGGAAUCCAUCGACCGCCUAGUCAGCUUCGCGGAACAGCACAACAUGGCGAUGAAAGGGCAUGGGUUCAUCUCGAACUGCUGUACUCCCGACUAUCUUCUCAACAUAACUGAUCCCUCGGCUUUUCGCGCCGAAAUGGCAGCUCACUUCAAGGCAGUCCUAGAGCGGUACGCUGGCAAGAUUGAUCGUUGGGAUGUCGUCGCCGAAGCUCUCAAAACCAAUGGCGGCGGCCUGCAGACCAACAAUGACUUUUAUAAAGUACUUGGUCCCAGCUAUAUCGAAGAUGCCUUUCGCAUGGCCCGGGCAGCGUCCCCAGAUGCUAAGCUACUCCUCAACGAGAAUCUUGUCGAAUCAAACCCCGCCAAGCGGCAGGAACUCUACGACCUGGUCUCCGGCCUCGUGGCGAACGGGGUCCCCAUUGAUGGAGUCGCCCUUCAAAUGCACAUCACCGAAGUGCUCCCGGAAGCGGGCGUGAUUACAGACAUGGUCAAUUCCUACAAGGCUCUCGGACUGGAAGUCACAAUCGCUGAAAUGGAUGUACACACUCUCGACUCGACAAAGCAGGCCGUCAUCUACGGCGCUGUCAUUGACGAGGCUCUUCACGCAGGAAUUACCGACAUUCACUUUUGGGGAUUUACAGAUGGGCACAACUACACCUGGGUACCCCACGCGGGGCCACUCAUGUUUGACAAGCAAUAUCACGCCAAGCCUGCGUUUUAUGCCACUCAUGACGCUUUAGCGAAGUUCGUAAAUGAACCUUAG